AGCUGAUCCCCACGCUCGCGGCCACCCUUCUCCGAUCACCUGCGUUCGAGCAAACGCUCCGCAGCUUUCUCCCAGGAUGCGUUCUCGGCCAGCUGCACGGAGGUAUUGAUUUCGAUAACACGCCAACUACCUCUUCGACUUCGUCUUCGCAGGACCAGGAACGAACCGAUCAGCAACUGGCCGAGGCGCUCACGCACAUGGAGAAUCGCGCGUCGUCGAAUGAUAUCAAAUGUAAAAAUGUCUGGGUCUGGAAGGUGCCAACUUGUCAUGGUACGUCUGGAGCAUGCAAAUAUCUGUGUUGCAUGAGUGCCAAAAGCCGCCCACUUUUGGCCAAGUUCGAAGGGAUUUUAUCAUGCAGGAUAGGCAUGGGAGAGACCUCGUAGAGUCUGUCAUGCUAAGUCCCGCAUUCGAGACCUCAUGGGUCAUGGAAAAUCUGCAUGACAAGUUUACACUUUUCCAGACCCAGACACUUUUACAUUUGAUAAAUGAAAAUGUUGAUAAGGCUGAAAUCGGGCAAAUGACAGAGAUCUUCUUCCAGCACUUUCCGCUGGCGCCCGCGCACCGGGUUUGCGUUUGGACUACUACAUCAACGACGCCGCUGCACCAGUGCGAGCAGCUGGAGCUGAGAUUUUCUACAAAAGUUAUCCUCGACCUGCUGAUAGCUUUGUUUGAGGAGGUGGAACAGCCGAUGAAGAGGUUCGAGG
Amoebophrya sp. A120 is the source of this 704-nucleotide messenger RNA. NCBI's taxonomy places the organism in Eukaryota, Dinophyceae, Syndiniales, Amoebophryaceae. The record is from the annotation of a GenBank genome assembly.